GCUUGCAUGUGUAGUGUGGUAGUGUGUGCGCAGGAAUGGCGGAAGGUCAGUAGAAAGUUUCGUUCGUGUUUUCAAAGGUAUCGAAGCCUUCAGGCUCUCUUCAGCAGAUGAAGCAUAAAGCAAAGGAAGAUGUACAGUACAUUGACUGCCUGGACAGCAAAGCAAUAAUAUUUAAGAAAGGCGAGGAUAAGGAAGAAAAAAUCACCAGUUUAGUUAUACCACUGAAUAAAUCCAUCCAUAAUAAAUCUCAAGAAAAACUGAAAGAAGAUGUAAAGAAAAAUGAAAUACAUACAGCUAAGAUACAAACACAUACAGGUGGAGGGGAUAGUAUGAAUAGAAACUCAUUAGAUGAAACUGCUGUUAAAGAAAUUUUGGAAGAUGUUAAGAAGUCCACUGAAGAUACAAAAAAUUAUAAUGCUUCAGCUCCACAAAUACCAAAUUUGAGACAUGGAACUGGAGAUUCAGAAGAGUCUACUCUUGAGGACUACGAAAGUAUUCCUGUAGUGGAUUUUGGUAUGGCAAUGCUGAGAGGCAUGGGUUGGAAUCCAGGAAAAGGUAUUGGUAGAAAUGAGAGGGUUGUGACAGCAAAUAUGACUGAACCGCGUCCCAGAGGAGUUGGUUUGGGAGCUGAUAAAUUGGCUUCUUUGUCUGUACUAUCUCCUAUACCUCAAGAGGAUGGAGAAGAAUUAAAAGUAAUAAAAGGAGCUUAUGUACAGAUAAUAUCUGGAUCACACAGGGGACAGUAUGGUCAGAUUGAGGGCUUCAAUGAAGACUCAGGAAGGGUCAUAGUACAUUUGUCACGCCAUUCAUCACCUGUAAGUGUUAAUGAGGCUGCUUUCAAGUUAGUAACAAAAGAAGAAUUCAGUAAGAAUUCGCGUGUUCUGAACUCUGUCCAUUGUCCGGUGAGUGUGGUUGUUUGGGCUCUAGUAAGCAUACAACUGGGAUGGUGUCUGCUCAGAUGUGUCCAGUUACGAAGAGUACAAGCAGAAAACAGAUGUCAGUCGUGAAGUGGCAAGGCAUGGCAAAAAGAGACAUGCAAAUUAAAAACUGACAAAUCAUUCAAGUCACUGAUUGAAAUGAUGCUGUAACUUAUCAUAUACAAAGAAGAAGAGAAAUGUACAUGUACUUGAACUGUCAUUCCAUGAAGUGCUUCAGAAAACCUGUAUGAGUAACCCAUCAGUGAAAGCAUUGAAAUCCCUCAGUAUAAUUUUUAAAUAUCCCAUUAAUUCUUGCAGUGACAUUUCUAAAUUGGCAUAAUAACAAUCUGUAUGAAAUAAAUGAAAGAUACAAGGUCUAUUCGGAAGGUAACCUCCAGUGAGCUGUUAACAAAAUUAAAAGAAAUAUGUACAAAGAAUACAUACAUACAUGAGCUACUUUUCAGCAUAGUCACUGUUGGAAUUGAGGCACAUGUCAUAUUGGGGAAUAAGUUUUUGUGUGCUUGUAUCAAAAGUCAGCCACGUCUGAGCUCAGCCACAUUUUAACACCUUCCAUCAACUCAUUAUUGUUGAAGCGCUAUGAUCCCAUCCAGUUCUUCAGGUAGAUAAACAGGUAGUAGUCGCUGGGAGCAAGAUCAAGGCUGUAAGGAGGGUGGGCAGACAGCACCCAGUUGAAAUGCUCCAGCAGUGCUCGAGUGUGAGCAGCUGUAUGUGGAUGCACAUUGUCGUGGAGGAACACUGCACUGAAUGUCAGCAUUCCAUGUCUUUCGUUCUGAAUGGCCCUGUGCAGGGUUUUUUUUUUGUGCUUUGCAGUACACUUCUGACAUUAUUGUGAUCACAUCAUCAGCACUCCUUUUCUGUCCCAGAAAACAGCUGUCAUCAGCUUCCUGGCAGGCAUGCUUAAAAAUGAAAGCUGAAUCCAUUCUCUGCAUAUUGUGCUCACCCAUGAUCAUUUUCGGAACACAUUUUUCGUAAAACUUGUGAUAUCCUAGCCUGUGAUAAUCUUGUAGAGAACAGUGUGUGAAAUUUGUGGAAAUUCACACAAAAGUUCUGAAAUUGUGAAGCUGAGUCUUUCGCAUACUUUUUGGUCAAUAUUUUGAACAAAAUAAUCACUCACUACAGAUGGCUGGCUCUUCGUCAUGAGCAUUUGUUUGUCUACCCAUCUUUGAAUAUUCUACACCAUUUUCUCACAGUUCCUUCCAUUAUUACAUUUUGGCCAUAAACUGCACAAAAUUUACGAUAGAUUUCUGAGGCGCACAUAUUUUUAGCAGACAGACAAGAAUAAACACUAGGUGACCAGUUAUGUGAUGGUUUACAAGGUUACCUUGCGUGCAUGAGCUCUCCUCCACUUUUACAUUAGAUGCCUAAAAUAAACGGAGCUUACUUUCUGAAUAGUUCUCAUAUUUUCACUGCUCUUUCACACAAGACUAAUUUAUAAUUUUACCUUAUUUGUAGUGUUGUAACUGCCAACUGUCUAGAAAAUGUGGGAGCCUUGGCAUAUCACAACCCUGUGGGCCUCAACAGCCUGUAUACAUAUGUAGCAGUGGGAAUCUGAUAGAAUUUCAGAUUUAUGUUGUAAUUUUUGGAACAACCAUCCAAACACAAACUGGCUUCAAGGUCAGGACACCAGUAACUUGAUACAUUCCUCUCCCAUUUUGAAUAUACCACACACACUGUUUCUGAGGUUUACAUUUCUUUGUGGUGGCAGAAAUCCUAUCCAUAAAGUAGUCUUCACUGAAUCAUUUGGAGGUAGUUCAAGUGAAGGAUGCCUGUGUACAGGACAAGUUGUGCCAGACCCAUGUUUUUCUAUGAGUCUUUUGAUGAAAUGUGGUCAGAGUGUGGGAAAAUCUGCUGUCAUGUUUGCUAGCAGAAAGCACCAUAUUACAUACCACUUGGAACCCUUGUUUUUGAGUAGUUAUGGUUGUAACAUGUAAUCUUUUGGUUAGCUCCUCACGUGUGAAUCAGAUGUAACAGGCCAUAUUAUUUUCUUACCUCUCUACUGACACACAUCUCAGUUUGUGUGGUAUGUGGAGAUUAUUGAUAUACUCUUCUUAUGUCAGGCCAGAACUCAUGCAUCUUUUGAAUGCUGACCAAACCAUUUUGCCUUUUUCAGUUUUUGGCCCCCACAAAGGGCCAUGGAAUAACAAACUGAGGAGUAAAGACAAAGAAUCGCUGAUAGAUAAAUUUUCCGACAUUAUAUUAAAAAUUUUAAAAGAAAAUGUGCCUGAAAUAACCAGUUUUUAGAUUAAUAUCAUGGAUCAGUAUCCCACACCUAGCACAUGAGCUGUACAUUUUCUUUUACCUUUCAGUUCUAGGUAUUGGUGUAGAUGGGGUUUUCAACUCUAGCAGAUACUAAGUCAAAAUCAUGUAAGUAUGCAUUCUGUUUCUGGGCUGACACUGACACAUCUAGAGAGCAAUACUGAUAAACAUUUAACAGAAGGAUAAGUGCAGGGUUCUUAUGAAUGCAAAUCCUUCUCAUGGCCACCAUGGCAUAAAGAGAAGCUUUAGUAAAACAGUCUCUUACUGAUCUUUUUCAUUCAUCUUUGUAUUUUAAAAGAUAUUUUUGUAUUUUAUUCAGAAACUUUAGAUAUAGAUUAAAAAUGUGUUAAAUGAUGAA
Cryptotermes secundus is the source of this 3552-nucleotide messenger RNA. RefSeq names its product G-patch domain and KOW motifs-containing protein. The transcript is spliced from 8 exons. Gene Ontology annotation, biological process: mRNA splicing, via spliceosome. NCBI's taxonomy places the organism in Eukaryota, Metazoa, Arthropoda, Insecta, Blattodea, Kalotermitidae. The coding region runs from base 108 to 1007 and encodes 299 amino acids. Gene Ontology annotation, molecular function: nucleic acid binding. The record is from RefSeq and is a predicted model, not a curated record. Gene Ontology annotation, cellular component: spliceosomal complex.